AUGCUUGUUUUAUUGGACUACGCAGACAACUGCUACUAUAAGUACCCGCAUUUCGGGUUGACCUCGCACGUCAUGGCUCCAAUUCAACUUGGGUACUGGAGUAUUCGCGGGGUGCGUUGUGUGUUCUGUUAGUUUUAUGUAACACAAUGUCGUUAUGUCAGCUGUCACGACUCAAUUCGGGGUCCCUCUCUCACUGGUAGAUUUUAAGGUAAUAGUCCUCAGAAAAGAAAAAAAUCGUUGCAACGAAGAACGAAUAUAUGUACAUACACAUAUAUAGAAUGUAUUUAAAUGUACAUAUAUAUAGACCUGUAGAAUAUCCUUAAUGACAAUUAUGCCUAUAAUAUGCGCAAACGCUUAGACCAUUCAUCGCAGAAUCUGCGUAGACGUCGUCACACUUAGUCUGCGUAUAAUCUUCGCAGAUGCUCUACGCGUAAUCUGCGCAGUAAGACACUCGCUUUUUAACCGGACAACCCUUACCCGACCCCUAACCGCUUGUUCCUCCUCUUUUUUCUGUUUUAGUAUGCUUUUUACAAAAAUUUUGAAAAUUUAUUUAAAACAGGUGCUAGUAGUAAGGAUCGUCAAAGAGACAAAAUCCAAAGGGUCAAAAAGUUCUACAAAAAGUAUUGUUUGCACGAAGGGAGCAAAAACGUAAUAUGUGCAUAAAUCCCAUUUUAGAGCUGUGUUGAAAGGCCGGCCGGCCUAGGGGAUGAAUUGUUUCCAUAGACGAUAAAGAUGACGAUAUAUCGUAUCACUCUCGAUCUCAAUAGCUCCCAUCACCAGAUAUCUAUCCGGGUAGAUGAAAGACCGUACACUGCUUUUGAAACUUGUGGACGUUUAUAUCAUUUUUGUCGUAUCCCCUUUGAUGUGACCAACGGAGUUUCGUGCUUUCAGCGGACCGUCGACGACAUAAUUGCACGAGAACGUCUAAGGAAUAUUUUCGUAUACGUUGACAAUAUUACUGUUUGUGGAGACGGCCUUGCGAAACAUGAUUCAACCCUUAAAAACUUCUUUAGCGCGGCUGAAAAGUACGGACUAACAUUCAAUGAAGCCACAAGUGUUAUCGCUACUAAGGAAAUUAAACUUGGUUACGAGGUGUCCAAGGGGAGCAUUAGGCCAGAUCCAAUUCGUCUAAGGCUUCUGCGUGAAACGACUCCUCCACAAGAUCUUUAGUCCCAACAACGAACUGUGGGACUGUUUGCAUACUACUCACAAUGGGUAUCGCACUUUUCAGAUACGGUUCGCCUGCUCAGCUAUAACAGAAAUUUCCCUUUACCAUUGAAGGUAGUGGGAGCGUUUGAUGCUCUUAAGGAGGAAUUUGCGAAAGCCACAGUGGCCACUGUUCAGUACAAUACCCCACUAGUUGUCGAGACCGAUGCUUCAGACCUCAAAAUCGCUGCCACACUGAAUCAGAAUGAUCGACCAGUAGCGUUCAUUUCACAUAGUUUAUCUCCAAAUGAGCAACAUAAUUCAGUUAUAGAGAAAGAAGCAUACGCCGUAGUGGAAUCCAUACUUCAUCUUCAACAAUCAGCAAAAAGCCAAGGACAAGAAUGAUAAGAUCGAACGCUGGAGAUUGGAACUGUCACCAUUUAAAUUUGACAUUGUCUACCGACCAGGUAAAGAAAAUCGAGCGGCGGACACGCUUUCCAGUAAUUGCUGUGGCGCCCUACUAAUCAGUGUUUAUCUAAAAGGACUACACGAGACACUUCAUCAUCCCGGUGUCUCUAGGCUUUCGCACUUUGUUCGAGCUCGGAAUCUCCCCGUUUCGAUGGAAGAGAUUCGUAAUGUCGUCGCUAAAUGUCAGGCCUGUUUUGAAGUCAAACCCCGCUUAUUUAAAACACAAGGCCAACUCCUCAAAGCCACCCAGCCGUUCGAACGAUUGUCACUCGACUUCAAAUGUCCUCUUCCGUCGAAAACUCACAGCCGCUAUCUGCUGACGAUUACUGAUGAAUAUUCUCGUUUCCCGUUUGCGUUUGCCUGUCCCAAUCAGACUGCUGGAACUGUCUUUAAAUGUUCGUGUCAGCUCUUGUCCAUUUUUGGUACUGCUUCGUACUUACACACCGACCGGAGAUCGUCAUUUAUAUCAAAUGAAGUUCAGCAGUUCCUUUGCAGUAAGAAAGUGGCAACGAGUAUAACAACUCCGUACAAUCCCCAAGAAAAUGGGUAGGUCGAAUGUUUGAACCAAGCUUUAUGGAGGGCUAUCUUGCUUGCUCUAAAAGCGCAAAAUUUGUCCAUCAAACACUGGGAAUCCGUCUUACUUGAUGCUUUACACUCAGUCGGAUCACGUUUGUGUACUGCCACUAAUGCAACACCUCAUGAGAGAAUAUUUGUCCACAACAGGAGUUCAACUACUGGCAUUACUCUCCCCAUGUGGCUUACCUCUCCUGGCAGAGUUUUGCUGAAGAGCAAUCAGCUGCCAAAGUUUGAUCCGCUUGUUGAGGAGGUAGAAUUACUCUAAUUUAACCCCUAAUAUUCUCAUAUACGAUUCAGUAAUGGCAGAGAAGAAACGGUAUCUGUUCGACUGCUUGCUCCCAGCGGUGAAAAGGAUGUUGGUGAUUUCCACCAGGAGAUGGCCACGCCGGUACCCGAAGAUUUUUUCCCACUUUUUCCUGACCACCCACCCAUUGCCGAGCACCGUUUCAACUGACGAACAAAAUGAUGCAACACCCGUUAGUGUACUUAACGCCGACGAUGUUGGUAUACAUAGCCUGGAAACAUCAAUCCGACAAUAACAACGUGUUCACUCAUACAGUCUUCGUAACAGAGACGCCUUAAAUUUGCCCCAUGCUAACGUUUCCUAUUGUUUAUUGGCAUCUCGAUUCCUCCAUUUGUUGGCCGGGGUGAAUUUCAUGCUAACAUAGGGCCCUGGCUAAAUUCCAUCUAAUCUACUACUUUUCUAGUUCUCGUUUUAGUUCAAAUACGUCAAUUAUAAGUUGAAUAAAGCCCUGUUAUAGGGUAUUCUCGUUCUGACUCUUGCAUCCAUAUUUGUUCGUCCUCUCCAUCUCGUGUGCUUGCUACGGUCCUAGCUAAAACACUCAUAUACGCAAUUAAGUAAAAGGGUAAAAUUAAAAACAAUUUUACAGUUCAUACUGCAGUAUCUACUUUUAAAACAUGUCCAAUAAAUGAUUUAAGGUCUCUUCCAGUAGCCCUGGAUGUGAAAAUUAUGCAAUAACCGGCACUGGAGCUAAUCUAAAUCACUCUUUCUGCGACAGUCCUUAGAGUCAGAAAUAGCCCUCAGUUACUGUUUUAUAUAAACAUGCGACGCCAACAAUUUUCGGUGUUAUUGGGAUGGAUACCGGUGCAUAGGAAGACAAAUAAUAGUGAAUAUGUCAUAAAGCUCGGAUUUCAGAACGGAUGAUAUUGUGUGUAGCACUUUUGGACUGAUGUUUAUAUGAAAAUUGAGAGGUGGGAGGCAAUUGUCUCAAACUCCGCCCUCAUACUUCUCGUAUUAACUACAACUAAUAUAUUAGCAAACUUUACUUUGCCCACGUCAGCAUCUGCAAAAUUGACUCUAAAUUUUUUUUUGUGUCUCCAACCCAGUUGGCACAGCCUAUCCGUCUUCUACUUGAGUAUGUUGGGGAAGAUUAUCAAGAGAAGCGAUUUGAGAAGACUGAUGUUGAAAAGUGGAAAGAAAUGAAAUACACGCUUGGUAUUGGCUUUCCGAAUGUAAGAAGACUCGCUGAUAAGCAUACCGCUUCAGCUUCCAUAUAUUAUUGACGGCGAUGUGAAACUCUCUCAGUCAAGCGUAAUUCUGCGUUAUCUGGGAGAGAAGCAUGGUCUUGGAGGCAAAGGCGCGAAGGAACAGGCUGAAAUCGCCAUGGCUGAGGCCGCGAUCAAGGAUUUGCGAAUUGCCUUUGCCCGAAUUGCGUACAGUCCAAACUACGUAGGUUUCCUUAGCAUAUUUCAUGAAGGUGUUUUAGGAGGAAGAACGACCUGGUUUUAUGCCUAAAUUUGAAAAGGGCAUUGAGGAUAUUUCCACUUACCUCGGCAGUAAGAAAUGGCUAAUUGGUGACAACGUAAGUCUUUUGUAGUUUACAUCUCGUGUUUAUCGUGCUUGAUAUCUGUUUUCUUAUCGUUUUGUGCCGUCAUUUCUGGCAACUACGUUUCUUCCGCAGAUCACUUACGCCGACUUUGUCCUCUACGAAAAUCUCUGCGUAUUCCACAUUUUUGAGCCGUCGUGUUUCGACAAAUAUCCUAAUCUCAGAGAGUAUAUCGAACGCUUUGAGGUACGUGCCUUUUUAUCUCGCACUUUUUUUCGUGUUCUAUGACUUAUUGCGCACUUUCCUUUGCAUUCCAGGCGUUGCCUAAAAUCAAACAAUACAUGAACUCGGAAAAGUUCAUCUCUUGGCCCCUCAACGGAUGGACGGCAAGUUUCGGUGGUGGUGACGCUCCCCCAAAGUAA
Messenger RNA from Spirometra erinaceieuropaei, 4399 nucleotides. Lineage: Eukaryota; Metazoa; Platyhelminthes; Cestoda; Diphyllobothriidea; Diphyllobothriidae. The record is from the annotation of a GenBank genome assembly.